AUGUCCUGUCGUAUAUGUCAUAAACGUCACCACUCUUUAGUGCACCAAAACAUGGUGACGUCAUCAAAUCAACCAGACAAUGACCAAGCGCAUGAAGCGAAGAAUAAUGAUCAAGGAAGCUCUGCAAAUCCAACAAUAUCAAAUGUUCAGUUAUCAUCACAUUUUGCUACUAGUACCACCACAGCUUUAUUGGCUACAGCACUCAUAGUUGUCAGGGAUCAACUGGGACAUACAGCUGUACUACGUGCCUUAAUAGACCAUGGCUCACAAGCCACAUUUAUAAGUGAAAGAGCUGCUCAGACACUUAAACUGAAACGCACUGCUAUUAAAGGUACAGUUACAGGCAUGGGAUGCAGCAAAACAAUUUUGAAGCAAGCUGCUGAAAUACAACUUUUAUCAAGAUACGAAGCAAACUUUAACCUCAAUAUCAAAGUUUACAUAAUGCCAACUCGUCUUACAUGUCAGUUACCAACUCGAACCAUUUGCCUGAAGAACUGUUCACACCUCCAAGGCCUCGUUUUAGCAGAUCCAGGCUUCAAUCAACCAGGACGUAUAGAUAUGUUAUUAGGUGUGGACGUAUGUGCCCAAAUUAUGAAAGGUGAAGUAAUCAAAGGUCCUCCAGGCACUCCAUGUGCUCAAAAUACCAGCCUGGGAUGGAUUCUGUUUGGCCACAUACAAAGCAACAGAGAAAAUUAUGAGGUCAGUGUCAUGCAUCUUAAUUUGAAUUUAGAUGACAUGCUGAGGAAUAUGUGGGAGCAAGGUACAGAUGAAAAAAGAGCAUUAACAGCAGAAGAAAAAACAUGUGAAGAAAUAUAUCAAGCUACAACGCACAGAACAUCAGAAGGACGUUAUAUUGUAAAACUUCCAACAAAACAAAAAACACUUUUAUCACCAUCAGGAAGAACAAGAGAUAUAGCACUAAGAAAUUUGUAUCAAUUAGAAAAGAAAUUCGAAAAAGAUCAAAGCUUAGAAAGUGAAUACACAAGGGUGAUGCAAGAAUAUAUAGAGUUAAAUCAUUUAGAGAGAGUACCAGAAAAUGAAAUUAACAACCCAGCAGUCUACCUUCCUCAUCAUGCCGUUGUAAGGCAAGAUAAAGAAACAAGUAAAGUGAGAACAGUUUUUAAUGCUUCGCAAAAGGGAAACAAUAACAUUUCCCUCAAUGAAGAGCUACUGGUAGGACCACAGUUACAAGACGACAUGAGAAGCUUAAUCAUGAGAUGGCGAAUGAAAAGGAUCUGUUUUGUUGCUGACAUCCAAAAAAUGUACCGUCAAAUUUUAGUCUCAAAAGAAGAUAGAGAUUUACAAAGGAUAUUAUGGAGAAAUUGCAAAAUCCAACCAGUACAAGAUUAUCGUCUCCUGAGAGUUACGUUUGGAACUGCUUCUGCUCCAUAUUUAGCAGUAAGAACCUUGCAUCAAGUUGCGGAAGACGAAGGUCGAGAUUACUCUGAUGCUGCCAGAAUUAUAAAGGAAGACUUUUACAUGGAUGAUCUGAUGUCAGGCAAAGACACACUUCAAGAUGCAAUCAAAGUAGCGAAAGAGAUUGGGUUUAUUUUGCAGAAGGGAGGUUUCACUCUUCAGAAGUGGUGCUCAAACAACGCAGAGUUCUUAAAACAAUUUGAACCCUCUGAAAGAAGUUCUCAAGUACACCUAGAUAUAAAGAUAGAUGGAACAAUACGGGCACUAGGCUUACAAUGGGACAUGGGAAAAGAUGUAUUUAAAUAUAGUCUUCACUUACCUUCUAUGGCUGCUACUGUAACUAAGAGAACAAUCCUAGCCGACAUUCAAAGAUUAUUUGAUCCACUUGGCUGGUUAGCACCUUCUAUAUUGCCUGCAAAAUUACUCAUACAACAUUUAUGGAUACAAGGAAUUUCAUGGGAUGAAGAAGUUAACCACUUAAUUGCAGAAAAAUGGAGAAAACUGCGAGAAAGCUACCAAUACUUACCUGAGGUAGAGAUCAACCGGUGGCUGCAUACAUCUGAAAAUGUAAUGAAUAAUGUUACAGUUCAUGGUUUUUGUGACGCAUCUACUCAAGCAUACGCUGCAGUUGCUUACUUAAGAGUUCAACUAUAG
This is a messenger RNA of Parnassius mnemosyne (clouded apollo), 2070 nucleotides long. Lineage: Eukaryota; Metazoa; Arthropoda; Insecta; Lepidoptera; Papilionidae. The record is from the annotation of a GenBank genome assembly.